This is a messenger RNA of Lathyrus sativus (Indian pea), 624 nucleotides long. NCBI's taxonomy places the organism in Eukaryota, Viridiplantae, Streptophyta, Magnoliopsida, Fabales, Fabaceae. The record is from the annotation of a GenBank genome assembly.
AUGGCGACGGUUUCACCUCUCGCCAAAUACAAACUCGUUUUCUUAGGCGAUCAAUCGGUUGGUAAAACCAGCAUCAUCACCCGUUUCAUGUACGACAAAUUCGACACCACCUAUCAGGCUACUAUUGGCAUUGACUUUUUGUCGAAAACAAUGUACCUUGAAGAUAGAACUGUUCGUUUGCAGCUUUGGGAUACUGCAGGCCAGGAAAGAUUUAGAAGUCUUAUUCCAAGCUACAUAAGAGAUUCUUCUGUUGCAGUUAUUGUAUAUGAUGUAGCUAACAGGCAAUCAUUUCUGAACACUAACAAGUGGGUUGAGGAGGUGCGUCAAGAACGCGGCACUGAUGUUAUCAUUGUCUUGGUUGGAAACAAAACUGAUCUUGUCGAGAAAAGGCAAGUUUCUAUAGAGGAAGGAGAUACCAAGUCCAAAGAGUUUGGGAUAAUGUUUAUAGAAACAAGUGCAAAAGCAGGCUUCAAUAUCAAGCCUUUGUUUCGGAAGAUUGCCUCUGCCCUGCCAGGGAUGGAAACUCUUUCUUCUACAAAACAGGAAGACAUGGUUGACGUAAAUUUAAAACCCACUGUGAAUUCAUCCAAUACAGAGCAGCAGGGAGGAGGUUGUGCAUGUUAG